Messenger RNA from Pocillopora meandrina, 3222 nucleotides. The record is from the annotation of a GenBank genome assembly. NCBI's taxonomy places the organism in Eukaryota, Metazoa, Cnidaria, Anthozoa, Scleractinia, Pocilloporidae.
UGGGUACGUUCAGGCACUUCGACUUGUAGCGACUUGUAGCAAAACAACCUUGUAGCGAAACAACCGGCUACCGAGGGAGAGGCUCGUCAAUUGGAAAUCAAACUCGCUAAUUGAAAUUCCGCCUCUAAGAGAUUAAGAAAACAUAUUAAAAGAAGGAACGCGUAGAGUGACUCUUAAACAACAGGAAUGAGUUCAAUGGAGCGCGUAAAGAUUGUCACGUUUUGUUGGAAUUAGACGAGGAAAAGAAUACAUCGUAUCAAUGGUUCGAUGUCCAGGACUGUCAAUUCUUCGAAUGUAGAAUUAGAGUACAAGAAACGUAAAUUUUUGGAAGGAAAAGUUCGCUAUUUCAAGAUAUUAAUAAAGGUGUCGCUUUAGGCGACGCCAGUAGGGAACUUUACACGCCACCGACUUUAUUUGCAUACGCAGUUACUUCGGGUUUGCCGUAAUACAAUGAUCAGAAUUCAUGGAAAAAGAGUUUUGACGGUUUUAGCUUUUGUGAUGGCAAUUUGUGUAUCUUUCCAGUUAGGUCUUAUAUGGAGUACUCGUUCCUCCUUUUUUGACAUUGUUCGUGAACAACAAGAUGUCGAAAGCCAUGUGCAGCGGUUGCAAUUACGGGAACUGAAAAUUAAUCGCACGACAACUUCUACUUCUCAAGUUAAUUACAAAUCAUUUCUUAUAACCAGGAGAUCUUGUAUGCAACAUUACGAUCUUCUUAUGAUUAUCUCCUCCGCUCCAGGUAAUUUUGAAAGAAGGAAUAACAUUCGUAAGACAUGGGCAUUCGAAAGAUCCGCAAAACCAAGAUGGACGUCAGUUUUUCUGGUCGCCCAAACACGGAAUGAAACAGUUUCGAACGGGUUGCUUGACGAAGAUGAAGCUCUUAAGGACCUUGUACGAGCCAGCUAUUAUGACCACUACUGGAAUCAAACCCGAAAGAUACAAAUGGGCUUCGAGUGGGCAAUAACGUAUUGCAAUUUUUCGUUUCUUUUGAAAUUGGAUGACGACGUUUUCGUGCACGUUCCAAGAGUUCUCUCCUUCUUAAGCGCACCCACCACGCCGAAGAAGAUGUUUUAUGCUGGCCGUCGUUAUGCAAACAAGGGCCCCCGUAGGAAAGGCAAAUGGAUGGUAACUUACGAGGAAUAUAACGAGACAAGAUAUCCAGAUUUUUGCCCCGGUUUUGGAUACAUUUUAUCUCACGAUGUUGUACGUGCAUUUGUUGACACUUUCUCUUCUUUGCCGUUCUUCAGACUAGACGAUGUUUACGUUGGCAUGCUGGCGAGUAAGAACGGAAUAAGUAUCACAAACAAGGUGGGUUUUGAACUAUGGCAUCCGCCUCAAUAUGUAUGUGUUCCAAUAAAGAAUACUUUAGUCAGGCAUGAUGUAGGGGAAGAGUGCCAACUGAAAAUGUUUAACUUAACCAUUUUUCCUCGGUAGUUCGAUAGCGUGGUCAGUACAUACGUAUAUUUAGAUAAAUUCUUCAGUGAGUGACGUUUCUCUGUUCAAUAUUCGUUGUACAUUUGAGUGCAGCUAUUUAAAGCUAUUUUUUGUUUUGAAUGUGCGUUGCUCGAAGAGUCAGAAUCAGGGCACUGGAUAGUACAACAUUUACCGACAAUCAGGUUGAGUGUCAGAGCAAGUUGUAUAUCUGUCACUAUUUACAGUAGAUAUCAAGAAACGAUUAUCACAGCUUAUUAUUUUAUCAAACUUUGCCUAUUGUUUAUUUAAGUCGUCGUCAAGGAAAAUAAUUAAUACUUAGAAUACAGCUUGUUGUAUUAUAUCCGUGUAAGUUUAUGAUUUAGCUCAUGUUUUAGCAAGCAAGCGGCGGUGAGAAGCUAGAAGCGAUGAGAACGGGUGGUUGCUAUGCAUUAUCUCAGUUUAAUAUGCCUUAUGCGUUAUGUUUCUUUAAAAAUGACUUCUGUUUAAAUUUACCUCGUGUAUGGCUUAAUAAUUAUUUAACCAAUUGCGCCUAGAUCUACGUUGAUCGGCAAGAAGACUAUUUUGUCUUUUGCACCUUUUCACGUUUAAAUGAUUUAAUGAUUUGAUAAUCGCUAAUUGUUCCACUGCUAACAUAAGAAAAGAAAAGAAAAGAAAAAAAUAGAAUGAAGACACCGCUCGAUGUCGAGAGUGCGUGAAAAGGUGGGUUUACUUAGACUAUUGUCAGGCUUCGCGUUUUUGUUUUUUGGUCUAUUGAAGCAAGCAAACAUCGCUGUUGAAGGCAAAACAAAAGGUGCGAAUUUUGCGGUUUCGCACCUUUUUCCGUUUCAGUGAUUUUAUUCACCGAUUAGCCAAAAAUUCUCAAACAAAAAUCUUUAUCGUCGCAUUGGGUGAGUGAAAAUAAAAUAGUCUCCGAUUUUUUUUCUCUUCAAAGACCGCGCAGCCCUGUCCACGUCCCAAUAGCUUUUGCGGCUGACGUUAAAUUUCACGGUGCUCUUUACAGGGUUAACUUCAAGGCGACUUUGGGCAACUUCGAGUCUUAGAAGCUGAAGUUCCUGGCGAAGCUGGAAAACUUCAAGUCUUCUCUCUGUCAAUUCCGCCGCCUGGUUAAUAAUCUUAACAUCUUCCAUUUUUUCAGCUCGUAGGUGCUCAUUCUCAGCGCGCAAAUGGCGAAUACACUGUUCCUUGAUGGCAGACUGCUCUACCUCAAAAUGACUCGGUCCGCGUCUGUAGAGGACGUUUGGCGCCUUCUCUAUCUUAAACUUGGAAAACAUUUUCAAGAAAACUUUUUUUUCGACGAUCUCUUCUAAUGACACGAGCGAAAUGAUUGUUGUCAGGUGACAAUAGCGAAAUGAUCGUUGUCAAGUGCACGCGGUUUAUUACCAUAUACUCCAUUAGCAUGACAACAAGAAAACAAUGGUGUCGACUGAGCGCGAAUUUCAAAGACGUUCAGCCGCUCAAAACAUGUUAACUUUUGACGAUUAAGAGACAAAGACGAGAAAACAAUACACAACUGACCACGAAAGCGUUGCACCUUUAUCUUUAAUCUUUAUCCCUUUCGCUCCCACAAGUGACCAAGACAGAAUUUCUCCUUACAAUAUCAAUACAAUGUCAAGCAGGUAGGUGAUGGGAAUAGAGAAGAAUAUCAAUUAUGGGAUUAUUAGUUGAUCCAAUACCAAAUUCUCUGAACUAACAUCAUAAGAAUUGUACGGCAUAUAGUAAGGAGAACUCCUAAUUAGAUCUUGGGAGUGAAAGGGUUAACUGACCCUCUCUCUCUGUUCCAAAUACUUAAAA